AUGAGAGCAUUCUUAUGGGGCACUUCAACUGGAAAAAAGAAAAUUAAUUGGAUUGCAUGGAAAAGAGCUUGUAUUCCAAAGAAGGCUGGGGGACUUGGCAUUAGAAAUCUCAAGCAAACAAACAUAGCUCUUAUUGCUAAAUGGACUUGGAGGUUUUCUACUGAAAAAACACAACUAUGGAGAAAGAUUACUCAGUCAAAAAGACAAGGGAAACCCUCUGCAUUGUUAGUCAAAGAUACAUCAUUACCUCAAGGAAGAGGAUCUCCUUCAACUUUAAAUGAACAAGAAGACAAGCUUCAGUGCAACCUUGCAGGUGGUUUCUCCACCAAAAGCUGCUACAACUGGCUAAUGGAUCAGCAAAACCUCCAACAACCUCUUACUCCUACACCUCCUCCUUACCCUGCAUAUGGGUUAAGUUUGUCCCUCCAAAGACCCAAACUUUUAUGUGGAUCCUAG
Papaver somniferum (opium poppy) is the source of this 456-nucleotide messenger RNA. RefSeq lists its product as uncharacterized. The record is from RefSeq and is a predicted model, not a curated record. NCBI's taxonomy places the organism in Eukaryota, Viridiplantae, Streptophyta, Magnoliopsida, Ranunculales, Papaveraceae. Bases 1 to 456 code for a protein of 151 amino acids. The transcript has 2 exons.